This is a messenger RNA of Numida meleagris (helmeted guineafowl), 3017 nucleotides long. RefSeq names its product regulator of G protein signaling 20 (gene RGS20). The transcript has 5 exons. NCBI's taxonomy places the organism in Eukaryota, Metazoa, Chordata, Aves, Galliformes, Numididae. The record is from RefSeq and is a predicted model, not a curated record. Bases 1 to 774 code for a protein of 257 amino acids.
AUGCGCAGGGCCGCGGAGCCGCCGUCCCCGGGCGGAGAGCGCGCGUCUGCCGGGCCGGGAGCGGGAGCGGGAGGCGGCACGGCCGCCCCACGGGGUCCCGCCGCCGCCGACACCCCCAUGGGAUCGGAGCGGACGGAGAUGCGCAAGCGGCAGAUGUCAACGACUCAGGAGACCCCGGGCGCGGCGCAGGCUCAGCACAGCGCAGGGAACCGCGGGCCCAAUGCCUGCUGCUUCUGCUGGUGCUGCUGCUGCAGCUGCUCCUGUCUUACUGUUAGAAAUCAGGACGAAGAGAGAGCAAGGAGAACAUCCCAUGAACUCCAAGCAGAGGGUAUUCCAAACUGUGAGGAAAGCCCCGCUCCUACUCUCGAAGAAGUAAAUGCUUGGGCUCAGUCAUUUGACAAGUUGAUGCUCACACCUGCUGGUCGAAAUGCUUUUCGUGAAUUUCUACGGACAGAAUUCAGUGAAGAAAACAUGCUUUUCUGGAUGGCCUGUGAGGAACUGAAACAGGAGUCCAACAAAAGUGUCAUUGAAGAAAAAGCAAGACUAAUUUAUGAGGAUUAUAUUUCUAUCCUUUCUCCUAAGGAGGUCAGCUUGGACUCCAGAGUAAGGGAAGUGAUUAACCGAAAUAUGCUGGAACCCUCACAGCAUACCUUCGAUGACGCACAGCUUCAAAUCUAUACCUUAAUGCACAGAGACUCCUACCCACGGUUUAUGAACUCUGCUAUUUAUAAGGACUUGCUUCGGUCCUUAUCUGAAAAAUCCAUCGAAGCAUAGGAUUUCUUUUUUUCUUAAAUGUAUUUAUUUUAAAACAAAUGGGACUCUGGGCUAUCCCGAUCAACAGGGAAUUUAGUAUUCAUUUACCUGAAAAUAACUCAGGCAAGUUUUACUACAGACUGAAAUGCUUGGAACCCGCACAAGGCUCUAAUAUGAUCAGCUAACUACGGUUUCUGAUCAAAUUAUGUGUUACUUUGCAAAAGAGAAUGAAGAAAAAACAUUUAUGUUCAAAAAAAGCAGUAUUUUUACAAUGCAGCAUACGACUUGGAUACAAGUCUCUUAUCAUGUAUAUCUGAAGUACUGAGCAUGAAAAGUAAUUUUAAGUGGACUGUCACAAUUUUCUUGCAAGUCAAACCAGUUGCUCCAUCUACACAAUGACCAAAGUAAAAACAGUUGUACUGUCAGUCUCUGGGUUCCAUGAGAACAAGUUUCACCACCUGUAUGAAUUGUGCUCGGCGCAGGUACCCCCCACUUGUCUUAUCUGAUGCGUAUACAGUGUGAUAUAAUGGAAAUCAGUACGGCGAUCUCAAGUUUCUGAAAACUGAUUGUUGAAAUCAUUAAUGCUGCCUAUAAAAACCUGUUGCUGAAAAAUUGUUAUUUUACUACUGGAGUCUGCUGAAAGCAUUUUUAAGUUCACAACUGUUCAUGUUUAUACCGUUAAAUUAUUUACUUAGCAGGAAGAAGAGUCUGGGGAUUGAAAUUCUCAAAUAAAGCACAAUUCUCACGUAUUUCUAUCUUCCCUCUGUAGGUAGAUGUCAAAAGUAUUUUGCUGUUCAUUCCUGAAAGAGUGGCACCGUCAGCCAUCUCGCUUUUGUACAUACUAAAUUGUCCUGUUCGCUGACAGAGCUUGUAAGGCUUAGGUAACAAAUACUCAUACCUUACACUGAGAAAAGAUGUAAGCCAGAACUAUCUCAUUCCAUAGCACUUUUUCAGACCAUCCAAAAGAAAAGCAACAGUUUUAUCAGCUAAUAAACUUAUGUUCGUUACACUACUCCCAAAGCAUUACACUACCCAUAAUUCUAGCAUCAUGAAAAGCAUGAAAAGAGCACUUUCAGAAAAAAAGAAACGGGAAUAGCAAAGCAGAAUUUAGGAUAUUAAUUUGUCUGCUCAGUGCACCAGGUAGGAGAUGUGAUCUCCCCUGACUGCAUUCACAUUAUCAAACAAAUAAGGAGCUUUUUCAUUGCAUAUGAUCCCAGGAGAACACCUAAUACAAGGUAAGUUUACAAUACCCGUGGACUAGUUUCUAUAGUCUCCUUCCAAAACUGAAACACAAUUCAACACACUAACUUAAAAACAAAAACAACAAAAAACCAUAAAACUAACCACCUUGAAAGACAGGAAAGCAAAGCACUUUCAUCCUCUAGUACAAAACUGGAUGACCUGGACCACCACGUCAAGAGGAAUCCCUUCUGUCUACUACUACUGCAGGCAAGGUCCAGUUAGGGAUUGCUGCUGUUUCAUCUAUGAACAUGAGUUAUCGCAACUGACUCUGGCAUAACCCCAAAGCACUACCUGUACAAUCUCAGAUACAUAAAGCAUAGCAUGGUAGGCAACAAAGGAUCAAACUGGAUCUGUUAGUAAGGCAGCAUUCAGGGGGAGCUUGCAGUCAAACUGAGAAUGCCAUCGGUGCUGUUUUAAUCAGACUGGGUAACACUGCUCUAAAACUCUAAGCUGACAAAGUUUAACUAGGUCAAAUUCUGCUUGCUGGAAAGAUCAGACACGCACAUCAAAAAAAGUUCAAAGUGUGUCAUUUCAUAAAAUGGACUGUUUCGUUUCUUUUAAGUUAUCUCCCUUCCCUGCAAAGAUACCUCAUUAAAAGCUGGAAGACAGGCUGAACGCUCAUACUUUACAGUAGACAAUGUAUUCUGUUAUCCUGUGAAACAAAAAAAAAAGAGAUACACUGAUGUUGAAGGGGAGACAAAAUGAUACUGGAUUGGGCAGCUCUCUGGCUAACAUUAGAGUACUAAAGGAAAAUGUAGCUAUUUCUAAACUUAUUUUCCAUUUGCCACAUCUAAGUAAUUAAAAUACUCAAGGCAAUUUUCAUUUUAUUUCUGCAUUACAGUGUGCUGAUAUUUAAAAUACUCAUCCUUCUUGGAAAACCUUAAUCCUUAAUGAUGUGUUUUAGAUUUAAGCUCAAAUUCGAUACUGGUCCCUAGGUACCCUGAAAGUAUCUCGUACAAAAUAAAUAAAUCACUUCUCCUUUAAACAACGUUAUUUUGAGGCUGUUCAAUGCUGGAUUUAAU